Molecule: messenger RNA, 2265 nt
Organism: Coniophora puteana RWD-64-598 SS2
Lineage: Eukaryota; Fungi; Basidiomycota; Agaricomycetes; Boletales; Coniophoraceae
Product: Adaptor protein complex AP-3 delta subunit
Exons: 8
Coding region: 1-2265 (754 amino acids)
Biological process (GO): Golgi to vacuole transport; protein targeting to vacuole
Cellular component (GO): endosome membrane; AP-3 adaptor complex; membrane coat
Source: RefSeq, a predicted model, not a curated record
AUGUGGGAACGCACUCUCCAAGAUCUCAUCCGCGGGCUGCGCGCCAACAAGAACGACGAGGCCAAGUUCAUCGCCCAGGCAAUAGAUGAGAUACGCAAGGAGACCAGGAGCAAGGACAUGGAGCUCAAAGCUGCAGCCAUCAUGAAACUCGCAUACCUCGACAUGCUUGGCUAUGAUAUGAGCUGGGCAGCAUUCCACAUCGUCGAGGUCAUGUCCUCGCCUCGGAUACACCUCAAGAGCGUCGGCUACCUCGCUGCGGCGCAGUCCUUCAACGAGGACACCGAUGUCCUCAUGCUCACUACCAACCUUCUCAAGAAGGACCUUAGCUCUGCACCUGCCGAUGUCGCCGUGACGUUGAAUGGCCUCUCACACAUUGUGACGUACGAUCUCGGUCGUGAUCUCAGCAGCGAGCUCAUUGCCAUGCUCAACCAUUCGCGCCCCCACAUCCGUAAACGUGCCAUACUCGCUCUCUAUCGCGUAUUUGAGAAGUAUCCGGAUGCUAUACCGCAUGGUAUCACACGACUGCAAGAGAAGCUCGACGAUGCUGACUCUGGCGUCGUCGGAGCAGCUGUCAAUGUCCUUUGUGAGCUUGCAAGAAAGAACCCGGCAGACUACCUCCCCUUAGCACCUCACCUCUUCCACUUGCUCACGACAUCGUCCAAUAACUGGAUGUUAAUCAAGAUCGUGAAACUUUUUGGCUCCCUCAUGCCCCACGAACCGCGUCUCGUCAAGAAGCUCCAGCCACCAAUAACCGAUCUCAUCGCGUCAACCUCAGCUAUUUCCCUUCUCUACGAAUGUGUACACACCUGCAUCGUCGGCGGCAUGCUGACCGGUACCUCCGGUUACUCUCUCGCGCAAACGUGCGUAUCGAAGCUGGCAGCCUUCCUCGAGGAUCCAGACCAGAACCUGAAGUACAUCGCGCUGCUGGCCAUGGUGAAGAUCGUUCCGUCACAUCCGCAUCUCGUUGCAGAGUACCAGAAGACGAUCUUGAGUAGUGUGGAUGACGAAGACAUGAGCAUACGCAUGCGGGCGCUCGACCUUGUCUCGGCUUUGGCCACAAGAGACAACCUACAAUCCAUCAUUCAGCAAUUGCUCUCGCAUCUAGCAAAGCCCGACACGUCUAUGCCCUCCGCCGUCGAGUCGCUCUCGCAACAGCUUGUCGCACCAGCACAGAACAAGCCUACCGCUCCUUCGCAGCAAUCUAGCGCAUAUCGCAUUGUGCUCGCGCAACACAUCGUGUCCAUCUGUGCACAGGACACAUACGAGCACGUCGUCGACUUCGAGUGGUACUUGUCCGUGCUCGUCGACCUCGCGUACAUCUCCAACGUAAAUGUUGGCCCAUUGAUCAGAGACCAGCUCGUCGAUGUCGUUGGCCGUGUGCGCGCGGCGCGCCGGUAUGCUGUGCAGCUGAUGGUUCGCGUGUUAAGCGAUGAUACGUUCUUUGCGAAUGCGAGUGAGCCAGGAGGAUGUGCGGAGAUUCUGUGGGCGGCUGCGUGGAUAUGUGGGGAGUUCUGCUCGGAGCUCACUUCGCCAGAAGAUCUUCUACCGUACUUGCUCAAGCCCGAAAUCGCCGUUUUGGACGCGGAGACUAUCGCAGUGUACAUCCAGGCAGUGUUGAAAACCUUCGGACAAUGGGCCGCAGACUGUGCACAAGAGUGGUCAGAAGGCUUGCUUCCCCAACUGAAGAACUCAGUCGACACAAUUAUCGAGGGCCUCUCCCCGCUCGUGACGAGUCCACACAUCGAGGUCCAAGAGCGCGCCGCAAACGUUAUCCAGCUGUUUACCUUCGUCAAGCACGACCUCGCCGCACACCAGCCAAAGCACGUGUUGGACCCUACGACUGAGAACGCGUUCGCAGACGGCUUUGACACCAUGGCGGGCGUGGCCGUCGAACCUACGUUCCCGAAGAGCUUGUACCUCAUAUCGCCACUCUUCAGCUCGCAUGAGCUGCACCCGGUAGCCCCUGCGGCGCAGGCGAGCGUGCCAGUGCCCGAGGGACUCAAUCUUGACGCAUGGAUCGUGCCUGAGAUGGAGGAGAAGCCUGUUGUUAGGCUCGAGGCAGACGAGGAGGUUGUCGAUCGGAAAAAGAAGGGCAAGAAGGGCAAGGAACGGGAGAAGGACGGGCCUGGGAAGGUAAAGAAGGGAAGCAAGAAGCGAAAGGAGGAAAGGAAUGAUUAUGGGUAUGGGGACACGCUUGCUCCGGCGCCUGAUGAGACGCCCGAGGAGAAAGCUGAGCGCGAGCGGGUGAGUGAUUAUGAAGAUUGA